Messenger RNA from Diachasmimorpha longicaudata, 1453 nucleotides. RefSeq lists its product as uncharacterized. Lineage: Eukaryota; Metazoa; Arthropoda; Insecta; Hymenoptera; Braconidae. The record is from RefSeq and is a predicted model, not a curated record. The transcript is spliced from 2 exons. The coding region runs from base 69 to 1277 and encodes 402 amino acids.
ACCGGCGGUGAGUUCUGUCAGUCACAGUCGUCAAAGCUUUCUGCUCCAGACAACAAGAAAAAAUUAAAAUGAAGAGUCUUGCACUUUUUGCCAUGCUUUUGGCAGUGGCAGCUGCUGUACCAGUACUGACUAGGGGACGCAACGACCCCCCUAAAUACAUUAAUCGUCCACGUCCGCCAAGCUCUGGCCAUGGUUUCGGCCGUGUUGCUGAAGAUGACGCCUCAGAGAUGGAGUCCGCCGACGAGAUCGAAGCCCGAAAGAUUCACGGACAUGUCAAGAUUGGCAUUGGAAAACACGGCAAACCUCAUGUCAGUGGACACAUCGAGUGGGAUGAAGAUGAGCCCGAAGCCCGCGAUGUCCACGGAAGCGUCAGUGCAUCAGCUGGUGUGUCGAAAGGGGAAGGAAGCCGUGCCGAAGGACAUGUUGGUGUCAACGGCAAGAUCGAUUGGGAUGAAGACGAACUGGAGCUCAAUGGAGUCAAAUGCAUUGAAUCUCGCAAAGUUCACGGAAUCAUCUGUGUGGAAGGAAACAAGACUGAAGGCCUUGUUGGUGUCAAGGGGAAGAUUGAGUGGGACGAGGCUAAGCCAGAGCCACGUAAAGUUCAUGGAAGCGUUAGUGUUAAUGCCGGAGCAUCAAAGGGUAAGGGAAGUCGUGGUGAAGGACAUGUUGGCAUCAAUGGAAAGAUCGACUGGGAUGAGCCAGAGGCCCGCGAUGUUCACGGAAGCGUCGGCGCUGAAGCUGGAGUAUCAAAGGGUGAAGGCAGUGGUGUUGAAGGGCAUGUUGGUGUGAGCGGAAAGAUCGAUUGGGACCAACCUGAACCCCGUGAUGUUCACGGAAGCGUCGGUGCAGAGGCUGGAGUCUCUAAGGGCGAAGGCAGUGGUGUUGAAGGGCAUGUUGGUGUGAGCGGAAAGAUCGAUUGGGACCAGCCUGAACCCCGUAAGGUUCACGGAAGCGUCGGUGCAGAGGCUGGAGUCUCUAAGGGUAAAGGCGGUGGUGCUAAAGGACAUGUUGGUGUGAGCGGAAAGAUCGAGUGGGACCAACCUGAGCCUCGUGAUGUUCACGGAAGCGUUGGCGCUGAAGCUGGAGUCUCUAAGGGUGAAGGCAGUCGUGCUGAAGGACAUGUUGGUGUACAUGGCAAGAUUGACUGGGACCAACCUGAACCCCGUGAUGUUCACGGAAGCGUCGGCGCAGAAGCCGGAGUCUCGAAGGGUAAAGGAGGUGGUGCUGAAGGGCAUAUUGGUGUGAGCGGAAAGAUCGAUUGGGACCAGGACCAAUAAACGGAUCAACAGAGGGUGAAAACACCAGUUAACGAGACUCCGUUGACGAAUCUUUAGUGCCAUGAAAUAAUUAUACUCAGAUUCAUAUCACCUGUGAGAACAGUUUGAUCCUGCUACCAUUCAACAGAAUGUAUCCUAAGUUAUGUAUCGAAUAAAAUCAUUCCUCUUGAAGCAAA